Molecule: messenger RNA, 2008 nt
Organism: Chilo suppressalis (striped riceborer)
Lineage: Eukaryota; Metazoa; Arthropoda; Insecta; Lepidoptera; Crambidae
Source: the annotation of a GenBank genome assembly
CUUAAAUCCGACAACAUGAAGGUCUUACUGGUAUUGUCGAUAUUGGCCUUAGCCAUUGCUUCCUCAUAUGCAGAGGUCAAAUCUGCUGAGGAUCUCAGUGUCUUUGGUUACCAUAAGCGAUUUGGUAUCCCAGAAGCAGCUAAAAUCAAGAGGACCGAAGAAGAUGCCGCUAAAGCUGGAUAUUCUCACGGGAGGAUUACGAAUGGAAAUGUAACGGACAUUUCAAGAAUACCUUAUCAAGUUGGUUUGGUCAUCCAAGUUUUAUUUAUCUUCCAAUCUGUAUGUGGCGGCAGUCUCAUUAGCAAUACCCGUGUUAUCACAGCUGCCCAUUGCCACCACGAUGGACAAAUUACUGCUCAGUUACAUACCGUUGUCCUUGGCUCAAACACUCUUUUCUCUGGUGGCGUUCGUGUUUCCACCACCAAUAUCGCCAUGCAUCCUCAAUGGAAUCCUUCAACUGCUUCUAACGAUAUCGCGGUUCUUCGUAUCAACCACGUUGCCUACUCUAAUGUGAUUCAACCAAUUGCUCUACCAAUUGGAGUGAAUAAUACUUUUGUGGGUUCAUUUGGCCUGGCAUCUGGAUUUGGGCGCACCGCUGACGGUGCACAGGGCAAUAUUCUACAGACUCAACGGGUUAGCUCCGUAAGUCUGCGAAUCAUUACGAACCAAGAGUGUGCUGGAGUUUUCGGACAGUUUGUUCUCAACUCCAAUAUCUGCACAAGCGGUGAGGGUGGCCGAAGCGUUUGCCAGGGCGAUUCUGGUGGUCCUUUGGCUGUGACGUCCAACAAUCAGACAUAUUUGGCUGGUGUAACAUCCUUUGGAGCUGCCGCUGGUUGUACACUUGGCUUCCCAGCGGCUUUCGCAAGGGCUCGUAUUGAGCACAUUGCUCCUGCUGAGAUGAAGCUAGUCCUUGCGUUAACGUUGAUUUCAUUUGCAUAUGGUGCCUUUGAAAAGGCACCAUAUUCCGAUGUUGGGAUGUACGACUUCCAUCGCAAGAUAGGCAUGUUCGAAGCUGACAGAAUAAGGGAACUUGAAAAAGAUGUCUCCACGAGUGAAAGGGUCGCAGGUGGUGGUACCACUACCAUUGGAUUAGUUCCUUUUCAGGCUGGCCUAAUCAUCACAUUCAGGUUCAUCUUCCAAUCAGUAUGCGGCGGUACUAUAAUCACCGAUACAAAAAUCUUGACUGCAGCUCAUUGUUACAAUGAUGGCGUCAGCAUUGCUCAGUCCAUCACAGUCGUAGUCGGCUCCAACUUCAUCUUCGCUGGUGGCACCAGAUUGACAGCCAGUGGCGUAGCCAUGUAUCCAGGGUACAAUCCUAGUAUCGCAGCCAACGACUUAUGUGUACUUUAUGUGCCAAGGAUUUCGUUCACCCGUGAUUCAGUAGGCUUGACUCAAAACGUUGGCUCAGUGAACUUGAUAGUGAUCUCCAAUGCCGACUGUCAAAGAGUCUACGGGAACCUGAUCCAAAGCUCUCAUUUGUGUACAAACGGCGCUGGUGGACAAGGCAUCUGCCGCGGAGACACUGGUGGUCCUUUAGUAGCAACCGUUAAUAGAAGACGAAUCCUUAUCGGCAUUGGUUCAUUUGUUUCAUCAGCCGGCUGCCAAGCUGGUCAUCCUUCAGGAUUCUCUAGAGUUACAUCUUUCGUUCCCUGGAUUAAUUCAACAUAAUGACUACCUUUACUUACAAUUCCAAUGAAUCGGCUGUUGUUAUCAAUAAAUACCAUUAAAUAAGAUUAUACAAAAUGUUUUUCACAAGAAAUUAUCAUUACACUACUUUUUUAAUGUUUUUUUUUUGUAUCGUUGCAAUAAAGUCCUUAAGUGUAAAUAAAUCUAUUGUAAGACCCUACCGACUUACCAGCAGCAUUUUUCCUGGCAAUGCAACUUUAUGGAGAAUGUCACAGAGUAGAACCUUUAGCAGCAUAGUAGUCUAAUUUAAUACAACCAAUGACCUGUACUCCAAGCACAAACUUCGACAAACUAACAUAGCUAAGACUAACAUAGUACAUAA